AUGUUUUUAGAAUCCGAUUACAAAUCUACUAAAGCUGUAUGCUUGGAAGCUGAAAAUUUAAGACGAAUGAACCAAGAGAAAACUGAAAAUUUGGAAAACACUAUCAAUGACCUUCAGACAAUACAGCAUGAAAUCAGUAUACUACAAGAUCGCUAUGACAAAUGUAAAGAUUGUGAAAGAUUCUUGUACACUAUCAGUCCUAAUUCUUGGAAGGAGAAUUACAAUGUAAAGUAUGGUUCAAUCGAUGAAGCCCUAGCUGAAGAAGGAGAUACUGAUAUGUAUUUCAAGGAAACUGCUCAACUUUUCAUGAUUUUCAAUGAAUUAGAAGAAUAUUGCUUUACAGAUACUUUGGUUUCACAAAAGCUUGAAGAGAUGGCAGAAAGUUUAAUAAAAGAAACUGAACCGAUUGACAGGUAUUUUAGAGAGUUGAUUGUCGAAUUAGAGGAAAAGGUAUCUAGAAAGGAAGAACAUAUCAAAGCCUAUGAGAAAGAUCGCGUGGAUGCAGAGAAUUAUGCUAAAGAGAUUGUUAAAAACUCAAGUGCUAGUAAGAUACUCUCUAGCCAGGAAUACCAUGUUACAUUUGCUCAUCUUCAGGACUAUUUCAACCAGUGCUUUAAUAUCAGUAACACUUCUCUAUCAAUUUUGGAGAUGUUUCGUGCUCUAGAAGCAGAACACAAGCGACUACAAUUUGAAGAGGACUUUUUGAAUUCGGCCCGCUAUCGUGCCUUAAUUUUGGAGGUGCAUUCUGAUGAACAAGCACAGUUGUCACUAGCCAGAAGGUCGCGCAAUCUAUUAAAGCAAUUUGAUAGCAGUGCUCAGAAAUUGAUGGGCAUUUAUGAACCUUCUAAACAAACCACCACUAGAAAACUGAUGCAGAGAUCAAAGAUAAUUAUUAAUAAACGAUUAAAACCAGAAUAUAAACCUCAAAUUAAGAGUACUGAGAAACUUCUGCAGUAUUUCUUUGCUGACGAGAAUUCUUGUGAUCCAAUUGCCAAACAAAAUCUUGAUCUUGAUGCACUGAAUAAAUACUUACUAGAUGAAGAAAUCACAGAAGAUUCAGAUUUCCAUGUGAUUGACUAUUUAUGUCCAUAG
This is a messenger RNA of Nilaparvata lugens (brown planthopper), 1092 nucleotides long. RefSeq lists its product as uncharacterized. The transcript has a single exon. NCBI's taxonomy places the organism in Eukaryota, Metazoa, Arthropoda, Insecta, Hemiptera, Delphacidae. Bases 1 to 1092 code for a protein of 363 amino acids. The record is from RefSeq and is a predicted model, not a curated record.